Yarrowia lipolytica CLIB122 is the source of this 2862-nucleotide messenger RNA. RefSeq lists its product as uncharacterized. Gene Ontology annotation, molecular function: 6-phosphofructokinase activity; identical protein binding; monosaccharide binding. Gene Ontology annotation, cellular component: mitochondrion; cytoplasm; 6-phosphofructokinase complex. Lineage: Eukaryota; Fungi; Ascomycota; Dipodascomycetes; Dipodascales. Gene Ontology annotation, biological process: canonical glycolysis; fructose 1,6-bisphosphate metabolic process; fructose 6-phosphate metabolic process. The record is from RefSeq and is a predicted model, not a curated record.
AUGAUUGAAGGAAUCUCCUUUGCGUCGUUUGUGACACACGAAAAACCCAAGUUUGUGCGCGCCCUGGACUUCUACAAGGCCCUGGGCUUCCUCCCCACCAAGGAGUACAAGCACGGAACAGACCACCAUGCCACCGACGAAGAAGGCGCGGGCUCGAUCCAGGAGGUCUGGCUCACGUCGUCGCGAGCCGGUGUGCCGUCUGUGACCGUCAAAUUGCGACUCUCCCGCCACGGAAACGAACACGUGUCUCUCCCCAACCUCAAACACGACUGGCGGUCGCUGGUGCCCUCGCUGGUGUACUACGCCCCCGACCUGGACGCGGUGCGAGCCGCAAUCACCCCGUUCUUACACGAGGACCACUCCACGCUUCUGGAACGCCCUUCCCACACAAACUUCAUCGAGCUGUACGCCAUUGACCCCAUGGGAAACCUCGUGGGCUUUUCCCGACGAGAAAACCCUUACUCGUCAGCGAUGCAGAAACCCUUCUCUGCUGACGACAUUGGCCCGCAGAACUUCUCAAAGCCCAAUGAAACCAAAAUCAAGGGCAAGAAGCGUAUCGGUGUCAUGACCUCCGGAGGAGACGCCCCCGGCAUGUGUGCGGCCGUGCGAGCUGUGGUCCGAGCCGGAAUUGCCCGCGGCUGCGAGGUCUACGCUGUCCGAGAGGGCUAUGAGGGUCUUGUCAAGGGUGGCGACCUCAUUGAGCCCCUGUCAUGGGAAGACGUACGGGGCUGGCUCUCCCUGGGAGGAACCCUUAUUGGAACUGCUCGAUGCAAGGAGUUCCGAGAACGAGAGGGCCGACUGGCAGGAGCCCUCAACAUGGUCAAGAACGGCAUUGACGCGCUCAUUGUCAUUGGCGGAGACGGCUCGUUGACCGGAGCCGAUCUGUUCCGAGAAGAAUGGCCGUCUCUAAUCGAGGAGCUAGUCACCAAUGGCUCCAUCACCGCCGAGCAGGCCGAACGACACCGACACCUCGACAUUUGCGGUAUGGUAGGCUCCAUCGACAACGACAUGGCUACCACCGACGUCACCAUUGGUGCUUACUCAUCGCUCGACCGAAUCUGCGAGCUGGUAGACUUCAUCGAUGCCACCGCCCAGUCGCACUCGCGAGCCUUUGUCGUCGAGGUUAUGGGUCGGCACUGUGGCUGGCUGGCUCUCAUGGCCGGCACUGCUACCGGCGCCGACUACAUUUUUAUCCCCGAGGCUGCUCCCGAUGCUACUCAGUGGGCCGAGAAGAUGACCCGUGUCGUCAAGAGACACCGAAGCCAGGGCAAGCGAAAGACCGUGGUCAUUGUCGCCGAGGGCGCAAUCGACUCGGACCUCAACCCCAUCACUGCCAAGAUGGUCAAGGAUGUGCUAGACGGCAUUGGACUCGAUACUCGAAUCUCCACCCUGGGUCACGUACAGCGAGGAGGUCCCCCAGUUGCCGCUGAUAGAGUUCUGGCUUCACUGCAGGGUGUGGAGGCUAUCGACGCCAUCCUGUCUCUCACCCCAGAGACGCCCAGUCCCAUGAUUGCUCUCAACGAGAACAAAAUCACCCGCAAGCCGCUCGUGGAGUCUGUAGCUCUCACCAAGAAGGUUGCCGAUGCCAUUGGCAACAAGGACUUUGCCGAGGCCAUGCGGCUUCGAAACCCCGAGUUUGUGGAGCAAUUGCAGGGUUUCCUGCUCACAAACUCUGCUGACAAGGACCGGCCCCAGGAGCCUGCCAAGGAUCCCCUGCGAGUCGCCAUUGUGUGCACUGGCGCUCCUGCUGGCGGAAUGAACGCUGCCAUCCGAUCUGCUGUUCUGUACGGUCUUGCUCGAGGCCACCAAAUGUUUGCCAUCCACAAUGGAUGGUCCGGCCUCGUCAAGAAUGGUGACGACGCGGUGCGGGAGCUGACUUGGCUCGAGGUCGAGCCCCUGUGUCAGAAGGGUGGCUGUGAGAUUGGUACUAACCGAUCUCUGCCCGAAUGUGAUCUUGGAAUGAUUGCAUACCACUUUCAGCGACAACGGUUUGACGGUCUAAUCGUCAUUGGUGGUUUUGAGGCUUUCCGAGCGCUGAAUCAGCUCGACGAUGCCCGUCACGCCUACCCUGCUCUUCGAAUCCCCAUGGUUGGUAUUCCUGCCACCAUUUCGAACAACGUGCCUGGAACGGACUAUUCUCUUGGAGCCGACACUUGUCUCAACUCUCUGGUUCAGUACUGCGACGUGCUCAAGACGUCUGCUUCUGCCACUCGUCUGCGUCUGUUUGUGGUCGAGGUGCAGGGUGGAAACUCUGGUUACAUCGCCACCGUGGCUGGUUUGAUCACCGGCGCCUAUGUGGUGUACACACCCGAGAGCGGUAUCAACCUGCGACUUCUUCAGCACGACAUUUCCUACCUUAAGGAUACUUUUGCUCAUCAGGCGGACGUGAACCGAACCGGAAAGCUGCUUCUGCGAAACGAGCGGUCAUCCAACGUGUUCACCACUGAUGUCAUCACCGGCAUCAUCAACGAGGAGGCCAAGGGUUCAUUUGACGCGCGAACCGCCAUCCCUGGCCAUGUGCAGCAGGGAGGACACCCCUCUCCUACCGAUCGAGUGCGUGCUCAGCGAUUUGCCAUCAAGGCCGUGCAGUUUAUUGAAGAGCACCACGGCUCCAAAAACAAUGCCGAUCACUGUGUGAUUCUCGGUGUGCGGGGCUCCAAGUUCAAGUACACCUCUGUGUCGCAUCUGUACGCCCAUAAGACUGAGCACGGGGCUCGACGGCCCAAGCAUUCCUACUGGCACGCGAUUGGCGACAUUGCCAACAUGCUGGUGGGUCGAAAGGCGCCUCCUCUGCCCGAGACUCUCAACGACGAGAUUGAGAAGAACAUUGCGAAGGAGCAGGGUAUUAUUGAUCCUUGUUAG